AAUUAGUUUUCAAUUGAACCGCAUCAUAUAAGUAAAUUAAUUAUUUAUCCAAUAUAUAUAUGUAAUAAAUGUUUGUCUGUUUGUAAAUAAUACUUUAAUAUAAUUUGAAGGAUUCUGGCACUUUAUCUAAAAUGGCUACACCUUUAUCAAACCUCAGCUAUGACGAGCCAAUAGAUAACAUAUUUGAAGAUGAAGAUGAAGCUGAUUACCAAAGAUUUUACAUGUGGAUGACAAAAGCUGCUAUUUUUAUGACAAUUACAGAUAUCAUUCAAUUUUUCUUAAUUUUAGGCGUACUCGGAAUAAAUAUUUAUUUUAUAGUAAUAAUUUGCAGGAAUAAGAAUUUAAAAACAAUCAAAGCAAAUCGGUACUUAAUGCAUUGUUCUAUAUUUAAUCUCUUUAUGUGGAUUACGAAACCAUUAUAUAUAAUUAUAAUGGAGGUUUUUAGGUUAUACCGAUACUUAGGUUGGGGAGUGUACUGUGUUGAAACACAAUUUGAGACUAUUGGUCUUACGGGUAUGUUUUUGUGCAUGUUCGGUAUUGGCAUUGAAUGGCUUUUAGCGGUAAAUAAGACCAAGAUGAAACCUUUUGUACAAAAGCUUUAUGACCAUUCUAUCCAUAUUAUUUAUAUGCUGGGCAUUAUGAAAGCUAUUAUUGACUCUAUUGUUUGUCAGUAUUCAUUUGAUAUUCGAUAUAAUUAUAUAGAACACGUUUUACUUUUUGCUUUGCUUGCCUUUGUCAUUUACUGCAAUAUUAAAAAGAACACAUUGAAAGCCAAAAAUUCUUACUUGUUAUCUGUAAUAAACUUGUUUGUAUUCUCUUGGAUUCCCCUGUAUUGUUACGACAUUUUAUUUGAUGUAACGAGAUAUCAAUAUACCAUGGCAUUUAUUUUAAGGGUCACCAAUUUUAUACCAAAUUAUUUAGCGUACGGAAGCCCUAUUGUAAUUUUUAUUUGGUUGGGUCGAAAAAACAAAUAUUUCAAAGUGGCCUAUCGAAAAUCGUGCAGUUGUUGCACUUGCUGUAGGGCAAUAAGCGAUUACAGCGGUGACGAUGAAACUUUUGAGGAUUCUGAGGAAAUUGAAGAUGUGGAAAAUGUUGAAAAUAUGUCCAAUAAUGCAACACAUUUGUAAAAGUUAUAUACAAUAAAUUUUAUUUGAUAAGUACAAUUAACCUCUUUUCUGUAUCUAUACAGAGUGAGUUUUAUGUAUGGAAACCCUAAAUUAUCUCGGAAACGGCUUGUACGAUUUUUAUAUAAAAUAUUUUGGUGGCAAAGAAUUUUCUAGUACGGCCGAUCUUAUACUGGUAAUUACAUUGUUGCCAGAUCUUCCGUUUUUCCGGAAAUCUAGUGAACUCUCUUAUUUCAAAUAGCUCCCUGUGUAUUAUUUAUAUUUUAAAAUCCUUAAAAAAUACUGAUUAUUUUUCAUGUUACAUUCCCUAUACCUAAAUACCAUAAUUUCGGAGUUAUUGCUACAUUUAUUUAAAAAAAUUUAAACAAAUUAUAAAAAUAAAUUUUGUCGACCAGGGUAGGCACUAUUUUAGAUCUUUUUUGGUCAUUAGGAACAAAAAAGAUCUGUUGUGAUUUUUUUCUAAAAUUAAUCGUUUUCGAGUUAUAAACAAUUUAAAACUGAAAAAAAAAAAAUGAAAAAUGACGAUUUUCAAGGUACAAAAACACAAGUAAAAAUAUAAGUUUUGGAAUAACGAAAUACCUAAAUUUAAGCUUAAAUCUUCUUUUAUUAGCUGCAUAUAAGAAUUUUUAGCACUUGUUGGAAAUUUUUUUUAAUUGUAAAUGAAGCGCAUAUGAGAGGAUGGGUGAUCGGUCUGCAUUAACAACUAAAAAACAAUCUUUUAAAAAGAAAUAAGCUCAAAUUAUUUAUCGGUAACUGUAAAAUAUGGUUUGAACUUGAAUUUAGCUACUUCCUAGUUUCAAAAAUAAUAUUUUUUAUUUGUGUUUUGAACCUUGAAAAUUGUCAUUUUUGCAUUUUUUUUUCAGUGUUAUAUUGCUUAUAACUCGGAAAGAUUAACUUUAGAGAAAAAUUACAAAGGACCUACUUUGUUCCUAGUGUUCCAAAGAACCUAAAAUAAUAUCAAUUCGGUCCAAAAAAAUUGAUUUUUAUAAUUAUUUGUUUAAAAAUGUUUUUUAAUAAAUGUAGUAAUGACUCCGAAAUUAUAGCAUUUAGGU
Diabrotica virgifera virgifera (western corn rootworm) is the source of this 2176-nucleotide messenger RNA. RefSeq lists its product as uncharacterized. The record is from RefSeq and is a predicted model, not a curated record. The coding region runs from base 132 to 1127 and encodes 331 amino acids. NCBI's taxonomy places the organism in Eukaryota, Metazoa, Arthropoda, Insecta, Coleoptera, Chrysomelidae. The transcript has 2 exons.